CGGGGAAUUGCCGGUGAAUUCUGCUGAAGGGCGAACACCCAACUUGUUCCUCCCUCACACCUUUUUCUGAGAGUCUGAGUAACAGCUGCUGCUGCUGCUGCUGCUCCUCCUCCGGGAGGGGGUCUGACAGUGCUCAGCAGUACAUCCCCCCCCCCCGCAAAGCUCCCUACUCCGGUGUGGGAGGCGGCUGCAGCCUAGGCACUCGCUCUCCUCCCUCCCUCCGCUAGCACCCCAACCGCCACCCUGCGUGGGACCCGCCCAAACUCGGUGGGAGAGCAGCCGGGGAAGAAACGCGAGGGAACUUCCGCGGGGCGGGUGCGCACCCGGGCUUGGCUGGGCCUGAGCUCUUCCUGGCUCCUCUGGGAAUAAAGCCCCGUUGGGGGGGGGGCACGGACAGCUGUCCCCGGUGCCACUGCAGGCCACGCGGGCUGUGGGAGAUGCAGCCACGGGGCUCCGCUUCUGACGUGCUCAGGUUCUGGCAGCUCUCCUGCUGGAGGCUCCUGCUCCUGACUGGCCUGGUCUUUGCGUGCCCGGUUCAGGGGAGAAACAAUGGCCUGCUGGACCUUGAUCGGGAAUCAGAGCCCCAGCAACGACACCAACCCGCCCGCGGAACAUGGACACACUGGGGCAGCUGGAGUGCAUGUUCCAGCACCUGCGGGGACGGCGUCUCCUUCCGGAUCCGGAGGUGUAUCAGGCUUCCUGGAGAAGACCCUUGCAGAGCGGAGGCCAGGCAGUAUCGUGUCUGUGAGCGGGAAGCCUGCCCAGCUGGCGCUGUCCCCUUCAGGGCAAUGCAGUGCGCCCUCUACAACAGCAGGCCCAUCCCAGGGGGGCAGGCCCAGUACCAGUGGGUCCCCUUCCAUGGAGCUGCCAACCUCUGUGACCUAAACUGCCUGGCGGUGGGACACAAUUUUUACUACAGCUUUGGCCGAGUCCUGGACGGAACCCUCUGCAGCCCAGCAUCGCCAGAUCUCUGCAUCAGCGGCCGGUGCUUGACAGCCGGUUGUGAUGGGAUCCUGGGCUCCGGGGUGCUGGCCGAUGCCUGUGGUGUCUGUGGAGGCCGGAGCGAGUCCUGUGUCUUCGUCCAGGAAGCCUUCCGGGCGGCGAUUCCCGCCUCUGGUUUCUUUGGGUACAGGAAUGUGACCCGGAUCCCAGCUGGAGCCAGACAGAUCAGGGUGAUCGACCACAGCCGCAACUACCUCGCCCUGAUGGAAGCAAACCAGCACUAUGUCCUCAAUGGGGAGUGGGCUGUGGAUCGGCCAGGUGCAUUCAAAGCAGCAGGCACCCAGUGGCAUUACACUCGCACGGAUAACGGGCACGAGACCCUUGAGGCGGCUGGACCCACAAGCGAGGAUCUGUUUAUCAUGGUCCUUUUUCAGGAGGAGAACCUCAGCAUAGACUACCAGUACUGGGGGCCAAGGAAGCAGAUCCCCCACCGCGCACAGGGGGAGGGCCAUGCUCUGCGCCAGGCCCAGGCCAGAGAGGUAGAGGCCCAGCACCCAGAAGAGCCUGCAGACUUUCCUGAAGCCACAGCAGUGACGCGACGUUUCACCAAGGCCCAGGAGGUGGCCAACGAGGCGCUGCAGAAGAAGGUCACCCCAGCACCGAGGACUCCUACAGCACCAGGACGGUGUGGGAAGUGCGACCCGCCGAGAGGGAAGUCGCAACGCCUUCACCACUACUGCAACAGCGAUUUCGUCUUCCGAGCCAGGAUCCUCUCGAAGCGCUACGUCGGCUCCGAGACGCGCUACGAUGUGCAGGUGCUGCAGACCUACCGCAACCGCUUCCCGCUGCGUUCGCGCGAGUACCUCUGGGUGCCCAACACCUGCGACUGCCCCCACCUGCUGGAGCGGCGCGAGUAUCUGCUCAUGGCGCGGAACCACGUCAACUUCGAGCAGACCCGCAACCGGCUCCUGUUGCAGCGCGGAGGCUACGCCCGGCCCUGGUCGCCCCGCGAGGAUCUGCAGCUGCGCGACGCCGCCCCGCGUUGCCAGCCCGGCCCGCCCGCCUGAGAGCCUCCGCCUGCGCCAGGGAGCCGCGAGAGCCCCCCCCCCCGACUGCUGAGCGCGCCACGGACGCCCCUUGCGCCCUGCCCGGCAGGGGAGCGCGCGCUUCUGCGCCCAGACGCCGGACUCCGCAGCCACCGCCGGCGCGCUGGGCUUCUGAGCCGGCCGGCCGCGCGGCACACCCCGCUGCGCCGCGUCCAAGCCGGGCGAGUCCGGGAGGCUCUCUCACCUCCCCAGGACCGAGCGGAAGGGCGUCAGAUCAGCCCCGAAAUUGUCCCCCGGAAGAGCCUCCGAGCCCCGGGCGCCCACUCGCCUCUGGCUCCCUUGGGUGAUGCUGCUCCCGGGCGGGCGGGCGGACGGACCGCACCAGCCGCCCCGUUCUGUUUCAGGCUCAGGGAAUCGCCCCGGGUGUUUCUCCUGCCACCACGGAAGCCAUCUUCGGCCCAUUAUCCUUGCAUACCUUUUACAUUCCAACUCGGUAUCGUUAACCUUCGGAUGGAAUUUUAAGUUUAAAAUAAAUGUACACGUAAACCACAA
Crotalus tigris (Tiger rattlesnake) is the source of this 2540-nucleotide messenger RNA. It is a transcript of the gene ADAMTSL5, whose product is annotated as ADAMTS like 5. Gene Ontology annotation, cellular component: extracellular matrix. Gene Ontology annotation, biological process: extracellular matrix organization. The record is from RefSeq and is a predicted model, not a curated record. The transcript is spliced from 12 exons. Gene Ontology annotation, molecular function: protein binding; metalloendopeptidase activity. The coding region runs from base 438 to 2009 and encodes 523 amino acids. NCBI's taxonomy places the organism in Eukaryota, Metazoa, Chordata, Lepidosauria, Squamata, Viperidae.